Messenger RNA from Lineus longissimus, 4053 nucleotides. RefSeq lists its product as uncharacterized. The record is from RefSeq and is a predicted model, not a curated record. Lineage: Eukaryota; Metazoa; Nemertea; Pilidiophora; Heteronemertea; Lineidae. Bases 56 to 1057 code for a protein of 333 amino acids. The transcript is spliced from 7 exons.
GGUGACUCUAAAAAAGGAAUUUAAUUUAUCCAGUAGAUAAUGUUCUGACAUCACUAUGGUUAACGUCGGGGCAGUCAUUGGAGGAAUCGUGGCCGCUAUAGCCAUUAUCGUCGUCAUCAUCAUCGGUUCGAGUUUUUCAUACUUGGAAUAUUUUCAGUACGGGUUCAAAAGAACGAAGUCCACCGGUGCCGUUGACAUCACCAAUACCUACUCCUUCGGGCGUUACUUCCUUGGUCCGGAUGCAGAAUUCAAAAUAUUUCCUGCCGAUGCGCAUUAUGUCAACUACAAUAGUGUUUCAGUAUUUACGAAGGACAAACUAGAGGUGCGCAUGACUGUCACACUUCAAUACUUCGUGUUGAAAUCCGAACUUCCCCUUCUUCAUCAAGAAUAUGAUUUAUUCUACGAGUCAAUCCUCGAAUCAAACGGUCUCGAUGCACUCAAGGGUGCGGCAACUGUCUACAGCACUGACGAGUUUAUCUCUCGGAGGUCAGAUAUUGAAAAGGCGCUCUUCAAGGGAGUCCGGGAGCGACUCGGUGGGAGGUGUUGUAUCAAAGAUUGCGAGAAAACAUCGUCAUGUUACAGCGGCUGCAAGGCAUACUCCACCUGCCAGAAGUCGGAUAAGGGCCUGUUCGCCCAGGUGAAGUACUUCCAGCUGGCCGAGGUCACCAUCCCGAAGGAGGUCGAGUCAAGAAAGCUGAAGGCCUUGACACUGGAGGAGGAGACGGAGACAGAAAAGUACAAUCAGAAUGCGUCGCUUGUGCAGAAGGAAACUGAUUUACAGGUGAAGCGAGGCGAAAAUGAGGCUGCGGAAAUUACCCAGAAGGCCAAAGCAGAUUCCACCCUCCUUCUUGCCCGGGCUGUCGCGAAUGCCACCGCCAUACGUGAAAAGGCAAGAAGUGAAGGCUUGAAGGAUCUGUACGCGAAGACCAAACUAACUACGAAGGAACACAAGGCUUCGUUCGAUUAUCUGCGGACACUCCGAGACAUUCCGAAUGUACACCUGAACAUCGACUUCAAUCAGUUGAUAGCAGGGCCGACAAGCUUAGGCAAAGAUUAACGGCAGUAGUGAAAAGAUGUAACUGCAGGGUUCAAAAGAUCGCGUAUGCCCUACCUUCCAAUUCAGCAUUUUAUGCUGCACAUUCUGCAAAAGAGUUUCAAUGGGCAAUGUAGUUUUAAGUAACCAGGCUUUUGUACAAAAUACACAAUGUAACCUGCGAAUGUGGAGGAAUGCCCUUUUGGGUGUAUUUCUGGGGAGAGUAGCCCAGGACAAGCAGAAUUUAUACAUUUUAAAGUCCUUCCCCGAGGCCAUUUUCGCCCUUUUUGCCUUAGUGACCUCAGAAUGUUUUGAACCCUGCACAGUUUGAAAUUGCAACAACAUCAAGAACCAUUGACUCUCAAAGAAUGGGUAUCCCGGUAUGCACAUCUGUGUCCAUGAAGAUUUUUUGAAACUGCCUCUGAUGACCAGUGUGGUCAGAAAGAUUCAUAUGAGGUUGGUUUAAAGAGAAAUUGUGAAAAUUAUUGCGAUAUGAGAAAUUUUUCAUCAUCUUGGAGCAGGCUAUAGUUCAAUCGUCCUGAGAUGUAAAUAUAUAUUUUUCUAAAAAAUCCUUAUCUUUCUGUAUCGUGUGAAACUGAAUUUAGACGAGAAAUGCCAUUUGUAUGGAAUUUUCUUGACUUGUCACAUACUGGUAUGUCCCAAUCGGUGUUCUCCACAAGGCUAUUUGUCAGGGCGGCCCACCCUACUUUGGCAGCUUACCGCCCUACCUUGGAUGCAACCACACUACCUUUGAGUUUUAUAAAGGGUUUCUAAAGGGCCACCCUACAUUAAAUUGCUCGCAACCCUACCUCGUGUUGCACACUGGCAAACCUUCCUGAAUAUCAAGGCCACCGCCCUACCUUGAGGAAACCCUGUGGAGAACUCCGCUAAUGUUUUGCAGUGUCAGGUUUGUCAGAUAUAGCUGUUUGGAGGUGUUUUGUAGUUCUUAGAAGGUUACAUGUACGUCAUUCAUAUCUAAUUGUGGGUCAGGUAAAUGGAAAUGCUGUCAUACACAAUGCAGAUAUGAUUCAUGCAACUUUGCUGAACCUUAGUAUAUGUGGUAUAAUAGGCAGGUUUUGCAACCCCUGCGAACAACGAAGUCCGAAUGACGAUGGUCUGUCGUGUCAUCAAGCCAGGUGCUAAUUCAUUUACGCGACACUCGUAAAUCAUCUUCUGUACAUAUGCUGUCCUUAAUAGACUGGUGUCCUGAUUAGAGAGGUCAAAUUGAAUGGAAACAACCACUUUGGGACCAAACAAGUGUCCUUAUUAGAGAGGUUGUCCUUAACAGAGAGGUAUCUGCUAUAGAGGGAGGUUCCACUGUACUAAUUUGUACGAGGAAUCGGGGAAACUUUCGAAAAAAGUUGUCAACGAAGUACGUUUACAUACUUCGUUCUUCGUUGUUCGUAGCUCUUCGUGAGGGUUGCGAAACCUUCCUAAUAUUUGUAUAUUUGUCUACACAAUGCAUUGUUGAAAUUCAUAUUCAGUACUUAUUUUAACGCAGUUGGAAAUUUUCUAAUUUAGUCACAACUUUCAAAUGCUUUAUGAAAAUGUUAUGUGUUCAAUUACGAAAUGAUAAAUAAUUUCUCGCAAAUAAACAUUUUAAUCAGUUCUUGCCGAAAUGACAUUCAUGCUGUAUGAAUGUGCAAUUUUAUUCAGUCAAAUUAUUAUUUGUUAAAAUGAUAAUUAUGUAAUUCAUUACUUUGUAUUUAAUUUUAGUUAAGCUCAAUUUUCAGGUUUUGUUUUGUGAAAUUAUCACGGCUGAUCCUUUCUUGUGCGACGUUGGUCAAGAGGAAUCCUGGCGAGAACUUGAGUGACUCAGCCUCCCUAACUCGAGAUAGAUUGGAGGUAUCAUGCACAUUUAAUUUUUUGGGGAAAGGUGGUAGUUUUUUUGGAUUCACGAAUGGGAAUUUUUCCUAAGUCCUAAAAGGGUUGUUUUGUGUGAUAUCCAAAGAACAUUCACAAAUGGAAGUUGGUGAUCACAUCUCUUAUAAUUUGAGUCAAUUACCCCAGAUAGGUAGUCCAUCUAAACUAGGGAACCAGCAUAGAUCCAACCUCCCCCCUCCCACCCCCACCCUAAAUUCCAGAAGUGGGUCGGCCAAGUUGAAAGGUGGGUUCUUGGGAUCAAACAGUUUGUUGAUGCUGUGGUAAUCCCUGAGCUCAGAAAGCUAAAUUUAUUGAAAAGAGAUCUUUAAUUACAAGUUUCAGCUUCAAUUUUAUUCAUGAAAUCGCAUAAUCUGUAGAUUUGGCAAACCAUGACAUUGGGUGAUAUGAAUAAAGACUAGUAAAUGCUUUUACUUCAGUUUUGUACAGAAAGGCCUAGUGUAAAUGUACAUGGGGUUUUCAGUAAAAGCAAUUGCUAGUCUUUAUUCAUAUCACCCAUUGGAUGCACAAUACUGAUGUUGUUCUUGUGGAACGGCAGUAUUCAUCUCUAACUAAGCUAACAGAUAUUCUUUAGAAUAAACUUUGUUGUUGUUUACUAUGUAGAUGUAUUCAUAAUUUUUUGUAGAUUUGUAAGUCAUCCAGAAUGUGGGUGUUUUGUAGAAAUUGUGCAAUCUUAAAAAUGCAACUCUUAAAGGGACAAUAUAGGCAACAGUUAGGCAGGCAAGAUAAAGUCACACAAAGUCGCCAAUAGGGGUCUCUCACAUCUCACAGUAUGUCGAAAUGAUUCACGCUUGUACGAAUAUAUUUAGUGCUGAAUCUGACAAGACCCAGGGCCCUUACUGCGUAUAUUAGUCACCUGAAGAUGGCCAAAUAAGCCCCUCUGCUCCUGCCUAUAGUCCCCUUUAAGAUUGCUCAGCUUCGUUGUUCCACUAUGCUUUUAGUUCAGGGGCAUCACAGAGUUGCCAUUUUGACCUACAUGGGACAUUUCAGUUAUGUAACAAACCUAGUUGAAUGCAACCCUCAGUGUACUUAAUUUUGUAAUUUAACAAUCUUUUCACAAAAUCUAGAGUAUUUUAUAUCAUGUUGUUACAAUGCAAUGUGUUAGUAUUCUUUGGAAUAAUAACUGUAUAUUGUUUAUA